UUCAAACGCUCCCUUCAUGACAGCCUGUGGCCCCUGAAAACACGAGUGGGACAAGGAACUCUCUACUUGAUAUUAUUUCCAAUAUUCUAUAGAACUACUGUCCGCUUUUACCCCUCAGAGGUUACUAAACAGGGGAACUUAAAACUAACAUGACCAAAAUCCUGUUGGCGUGCGGCGUGGUUAAAUCUCUGAGAAAAGGAUGCGUGGUUUGCAGGAAAGUGGGCAACGCGUGGGGCUGGCCAAAACUUCAGUCUGCGAAACUUUUCAGUGUCAAGGCACAGACAGCUCACCUGGUCCUGGAGGAUGGAACCAGGAUGAAAGGGUUUUCCUUUGGGCAUAAUGGCUCUGUAGCUGGGGAACUUGUCUUCAAUACAGGCCUGGUUGGGUACCCUGAGGCCCUGACUGACCCCAGCUACAGAGGUCAAAUCUUAACCCUGACAUACCCCAUUGUUGGGAACUAUGGAGUACCUAACACCCAGGAGAUGGAUGAACUUGGUCUAAGAAAACAUGUGGAGUCUGCAAAUAUCCAGGUGUCUGGACUCCUUGUUCAAGACUACAGUCAUGAAUACAGCCACUGGAAUUCUGUAAAGUCUUUGGGUCAGUGGCUAAAAGAAGAAAAGGUUCCUGCGCUCUUCGGAAUAGACACUAGAAUGUUAACCAAGAUUAUCAGAGACCAGGGCACUGUUUUGGCAAAGAUUGAGUUUGAUGGGCAGCCUAUAGAAAUAUCUGACCCCAACCAGAAAAACCUAAUAGAAGAAGUUUCAACUAAGGAGAUCCAAGUUUUUGGAAAAGGCAACCCAAUCAAAAUUGUAGCUGUUGACUGUGGUAUUAAACAUAAUAUAAUCCGGCUGUUGGUUAAGCGAGGUGCAGAAGUCCACCUUGUGCCAUGGGACCAGGAUUUGCUGAGCUUGGACUAUGAUGGCUUGUUUAUAUCAAACGGACCAGGAGACCCGUCUUUGGCUGAAAAACUCAUCAACAAUGUGCGCAAGGUGUUACAGAGUGAUCGGCCUCAGCCAGUGUUUGGGAUCUGCAUGGGCAAUCAGAUAACAGCUCUGGCUGCAGGAGCAAAGUCAUAUAAACUGCCAAUGGGUAACAGAGGGCAGAACCAGCCAGUGGUGAAUUUGAUGACAGGACAGGCCUUCAUAACAGCACAAAACCAUGGUUACGGCAUUGACAGCAAGUCUCUGCCAGCAGGCUGGAGCCCACUUUUCGUCAAUGCUAAUGAUGGCACCAAUGAGGGCAUCAUGCACAACAGUAAGCCUGUUUUCACGGCCCAGUUCCAUCCGGAAGCUAAGGGUGGUCCCACUGACACAGAGUUUCUAUUUGAUGCCUUUAUAUCACUGAUAAAGAAUGGAGAAAAUGCUAACAUUGUGUCAGUGAUGCCCAAAAAGUCCUGCAUCCCUACCAGAGCAAAGGUUUCAAAAGUGCUGGUAUUGGGGUCAGGUGGUCUGUCUAUCGGCCAGGCUGGAGAGUUUGACUAUUCCGGAUCUCAGGCUAUCAAAGCCAUGAAGGAGGAAAAUCUGAAGACGGUGCUCAUGAACCCAAACAUAGCAUCUGUUCAGACCAAUGAAGUGGGCUCCAAGCAGGCAGACUCUGUCUACUUCCUUCCAGUGACGCCACAAUUUGUAACAGAAGUGAUUAAAGCUGAGCGUCCUGAUGGCAUCCUUCUCUCCAUGGGUGGACAGACUGCACUUAAUUGUGGAGUGGAAUUAUUCCAGCAUGGCAUUUUGGAGAAGUAUGGGGUGAAAGUCUUAGGGACCCCAGUGGAAUCCAUCAUGGCAACAGAGGACCGGCAGCUUUUUGCUGACAAACUAAUGGAGAUCAAUGAGAAGAUUGCACCCAGCAUUGCUGUGAAGUCGGUGUGUGAUGCUUUAAAAGCAGCAGAGAAGAUAGGAUAUCCAGUCAUGUUACGAUCAGCCUAUGCACUGGGAGGUCUGGGAUCUGGUCUGUGUGCUGACAAAGAGAAGCUGGAGGAAACUGCACAGAAGGCUCUUGCUAUGAGCAGUCAGAUUCUGGUGGAGAAGUCUUUACUUGGCUGGAAGGAGGUGGAAUAUGAGGUUGUGCGAGAUGUGGCUGAUAACUGUGUUACAGUCUGUAACAUGGAGAAUUUUGAUCCACUGGGAAUUCACACUGGUGACUCCAUAGUAGUAGCACCAAGUCAAACAUUGUCCAAUGAAGAGUACCACAUGCUCCGUGAGACGGCUAUUAAGGUGGUGCGGCACCUGGGAAUUGUGGGCGAAUGUAACAUCCAGUAUGCUCUCCAUCCAUCAUCUCUGGAGUACUGCAUCAUUGAAGUGAACGCUCGACUCUCAAGGAGCUCAGCUUUGGCAUCCAAAGCUACUGGGUACCCCUUGGCAUUUGUAGCUGCUAAGUUAGCUCUGGGAAUCCCUUUGCCAGACAUCAAAAACGCUGUGUCAGAGAAGACCACUGCCUGCUUUGAGCCAAGUUUAGACUACAUUGUCACCAAGAUUCCCCGCUGGGACCUGGACCGCUUUCAGGGCAUGUCUCGGGAAAUAGGUAGUGCCAUGAAAAGUGUUGGAGAGGUGAUGGCGGUUGGCCGGACGUUUGAGGAGAGUGUGCAGAAGGCCUUGAGGAUGUGUCAUCCAUCUGUGGAGGGCUUUGUUCCCCGGCUGCCACUCAAGAAAGCCUGGGGCAACACACAAAACCUUCAACAGGAGCUCGCUGUGCCCUCCAGCACCCGCAUCUUCUCCCUUGCCAAGGCGCUGCAUAAUGGUAUGAAUGUUGAUCAAAUUCAUCAGCUCACGGCCAUAGAUAAGUGGUUCCUCCACAAACUUCGCAGAAUAACAGAGCUGGAGCAAAACCUUGGAAACUAUAACAGUGCCACUGUACCCCAAGAGCUUUUGUUGGAAGCGAAGCAGAAUGGCUUUUCAGACCAGCAGAUUGGUCAGAUCCUGGGCUGCAGUGCGGUAGCUGCUAGAGAGCUGAGGAUCAGUAAUGGCAUCAAACCCUGGGUAAAACAGAUUGACACAUUAGCAGCUGAGUACCCAGCAAUGACCAACUAUUUGUACUGCACGUACCACGGUCAGGAGCAUGAUCUGGAGUUCAAAGAUCAGGGGAUUAUGGUUCUUGGCUGUGGACCUUACCACAUUGGUAGCAGCGUUGAGUUCGACUGGUGUGCAGUGUCCUGCAUCAGAGCCUUGAGACAAAUUGGCAAGAAGACAGUGGUGGUCAACCACAACCCUGAAACAGUCAGCACCGACUUUGACGAGUGUGACCGUCUUUACUUUGAAGAGCUGACACUGGAACGCAUACUUGAUAUAACCCAACAAGAGGAGUGCUCCGGUAGUAUUGUGUCUGUAGGAGGUCAGAUCCCAAACAACUUGGCCAUCCCUUUGCACAACAGUGGAGUAAAGAUUCUGGGGACAAGCCCUCUGCAGAUUGACCGGGCUGAGGAACGGUCAAUCUUUUCUAGCAUUCUUGAUGAUCUUGAGGUGGCCCAAGCUCCAUGGAAGGCACUAAGUUCACUGGAUGAUGCCUUUUCAUUCGCCAACCAUGUGGGCUAUCCUUGCUUGCUUCGACCGUCAUAUGUUCUUAGUGGCUCUGCCAUGAAUGUUGUCCAUGGGGAGGAAGAAAUGAAACGCUUCUUGGAGGAGGCUACACAGGUUUCCCAGGAUCAUCCAGUCGUUAUCACAAAGUUUAUACGAGGUGCCAGAGAAGUAGAAGUGGAUGCUGUGGCUAGCAGUGGGAAGGUUCUUGUCCAUGCUAUAACAGAGCAUGUAGAAGAUGCUGGUGUACACUCAGGGGAUGCCACCUUGAUCCUUCCAACCCAAUCCAUCAGCCAGGGAGCUUUAGAGAAGGUUAAACUUGCCACCCGUAAAAUUGCACAAGCAUUUGAAAUUUCAGGGCCCUUUAAUACCCAAUUCCUUAUUAAAGGCAACGAUGUCAUGGUAAUAGAGUGUAAUCUGCGGGCAUCGCGGUCGUUCCCUUUUGUAUCUAAAACAAUUGGUGUCGACUUUAUCAAUGUAGCGACUAAGGUGAUGGUGGGAGAGCCUUUAGAUGAGUCUUGUCUGCCUUCACUGGAGAAACCAAUCAUUCCAGUCGACUAUGUUGGAAUUAAGGCACCAAUGUUUUCUUGGCCACGACUAAGGGAUGCAGACCCUGUUCUCCGCUGUGAGAUGGCUUCCACUGGAGAAGUAGCUUGUUUUGGACCAAACAUUUAUUCAGCUUUCCUGAAGGCCAUCCUCUCCACAGGCUUUAAGCUUCCACAGAAGGGUAUCUUGAUUGGGAUUCAGCAAUCUUUCCGACCAAAUUUCCUUGCUACGGCACAUCAGCUGAAAGAAGAAGGCUUCAAGCUCUAUGCUACUGAAGCUACCUCAGCCUGGUUGUGUGCCAAUGACGUAAAUGCCAUUCCAGUGGCUUGGCCUUCUGAAAAAGAAGAAAACACAACAUUGCCAAGUAUAAAAAGAUUGAUAAGUGAGGGCCAUAUUGACCUGGUUGUCAAUUUGCCCAAUAACAACACACGCCAUCUGCACGAUAACUUCCUGAUACGAAGAAUGGCAGUUGACCAUGGUGUUCCCCUCAUUACAAAUUUUCAGGUGGUGAAGUUGUUCGCUGAAGCCAUUGGUUAUGCAGGUGAUCUUGACACAACAAGCCUGUUUCAUUACCGACAGAAGAAAGGCCAACGAAAACAAGCCAGUCACAAAGGAUAGAUUUGCCUUCUCAUCUUAUAAAUACUUUAAAAUAUAUAGACAGUGGUGUCAAAAGUACACACAUUUGUUACUUCAGUAGAAGUAUAGAUACUGAAGUUGAAAAACAGUCAAUCAACUUAACCUCUUUACUCAAGUAAAAG
Messenger RNA from Cyprinodon variegatus (sheepshead minnow), 4810 nucleotides. RefSeq names its product carbamoyl-phosphate synthase 1 (gene cps1). Lineage: Eukaryota; Metazoa; Chordata; Actinopteri; Cyprinodontiformes; Cyprinodontidae. Gene Ontology annotation, biological process: L-arginine biosynthetic process; 'de novo' pyrimidine nucleobase biosynthetic process; L-glutamine metabolic process. Gene Ontology annotation, cellular component: cytoplasm; carbamoyl-phosphate synthase complex. The coding region runs from base 150 to 4670 and encodes 1506 amino acids. Gene Ontology annotation, molecular function: ATP binding; metal ion binding; carbamoyl-phosphate synthase (glutamine-hydrolyzing) activity. The record is from RefSeq and is a predicted model, not a curated record. The transcript has 38 exons.